AUGCUCCCCAGGGUCUGUACUUAUUUGGCCGUCAGCUUUGCUUUGCUGUGGCAAUGUAGCACCGCCGUUCCGCUCGGAGCGCGUCAAUCACCGUUGCGCCUCACCGGAACGUGCAACGCACUCGCGCGCGCUCUGCUCUUGAACGUGUCAGCGGUGCUGGAGAUGGACCACUUGUUCAGCGGGUUUGACUGCACACAGCAGAACGCAGAGGUGCACAUCAGGACGCAAACGGUGUCUGCUUGCACACCACAGAACUCCAACUGCGCUCACAGUGCUGUUCUAAAUAUUGAUGAGAAUGAGUGCCUUCAGAGAAUUCUAGAAGAUCUCCAUUACUAUCUGGAGACAUUUAGAGCCUUCUCCAACUCAGAGCUCACCAAAUCUGUAGUUAGGAGCAUUGAUGAACUCAUGCAGAACUGCUUCUCUGUCUCUGCCAUGGACAACUCUCCGGCCAAGGUGUCCAUGGGUCAACAAAAAUCUUUUCAAGAACGACUGCAGCUGUGCAAAGUCCUAAAGGGUUUCAACAUUCGAACAAUAACAAUAAAUCGUGUUUUCAACCACAUUUUGUCAAAAUAGAAAACUAGCAGUUGAUACGGGCCAAGCACCUUUUCGUUUACUGUUAUAAAAAGCAAUGAUUAUUUAUUAGUAAGUUAUUUAUUGUAUUUAAACAUUAUUUAUUAAUGCAAUAAUGUAUGCUAUUUAUUUUCUGUGAACUUGAUUUG
Messenger RNA from Onychostoma macrolepis, 719 nucleotides. RefSeq lists its product as uncharacterized. The record is from RefSeq and is a predicted model, not a curated record. Gene Ontology annotation, cellular component: extracellular region. The coding region runs from base 1 to 573 and encodes 190 amino acids. The transcript is spliced from 7 exons. NCBI's taxonomy places the organism in Eukaryota, Metazoa, Chordata, Actinopteri, Cypriniformes, Cyprinidae. Gene Ontology annotation, biological process: immune response. Gene Ontology annotation, molecular function: growth factor activity; interleukin-12 receptor binding.